AUGGGUCUCAAGGUCUGCGCCAUUGAUUUCGGCGCCGACAAGCAGAGCUAUGCCAUAGAUACGUUGGGGUGCAAGGCCUAUGUGGACAUCAAGGGAAAGAGCUCGGAGGAAAUCGUGGCAGCAGUGAAGGCGGCUUGUGAUGGGGUUGGACCACAUGGAUCCGUGAUUCUUGCACCUGUGCCAGCAGCCUUCCGACAAGGAGUUGACAUGCUGCGGCCCAUGGGCACUGCUGUGGGCAUUUCCCUUCCGCCUGGAGACUUCCCAGUGGACAUCUUUUCCCUGAUCCUCCACAGGAAGACGGUGCGCGGAUCAAUCGUGGGCACCCGCAAGGACCUGAAUGAGUCUCUGACUAUUUGCGGGGAAGGACACGUGAAGUGCACAGUGGAGGAGAGGAAGCUUGACGACAUCAACGCCAUCUUCGAUGACAUGGUGAAGGGGAAGAUCAAGGGCCGUUGCGUGCUUCGCAUUGCUCCUGACCCCUGA
Messenger RNA from Effrenium voratum, 483 nucleotides. NCBI's taxonomy places the organism in Eukaryota, Dinophyceae, Suessiales, Symbiodiniaceae. The record is from the annotation of a GenBank genome assembly.